AUGAGCCCCACCGACCCUUGUGCAGCAUGUAGCUGGACCGCUGAACGUCAAAAGUAUUGCAACUACAAAAGCUAUGUCAAGCUCUUCUAUGAAGCAGGCGACCGAGGCGUCUGGUCGUUGGGCUCAAACUUGAUUCUGAAAGAUCGAGGUGCCAGUCUUCCGACCUUUGAAGUACCAAACAUUCAGUUUGUGGAGGAAGAGACAUCUAUUCCUGUACCCACUAUUAUUGAGUCUUGGGAGGAAGACGAACACACUCUUAUCUUAAUGAAGCGUAUUGCUGGCGAACCCCUCAGCAAAGCCUGGCCGAACCUCUCCAUGAAUGAAAAAGAGAAUAUAGCAAGGCAGACCGCGGAGUAUCUGCUGCAACUUCGCAAUCUCCGGUCUGAUACUAUGCAAGCCCUUGGUGGCCGUCCAAUCUAUUCGAAUUUCCUCUUUCUUGCUAAAGAUUCUGAGCUUCCCCACGGUCCUCUGGCAUCUGAUGACGAACUCUGGGCGGAGAUGGAGUGUGGUCUGCAAGAGACUGUGCCUGAGGCUGCACGCAUACGACUCCGAAGUCGUAUGCCACCCGCUGCGCCUUAUACCUUUACACACGGUGACCUCACUAAUGUUAAUAUCAUGGUCGAGAAUGGCUCUCUUACUGGCAUCAUCGACUGGGAAAUGGCUGGAUAUUACCCAGUAUGGUGGGAGUAUGUCGGUACUUCGGUCCCCGACAGUGAGGAAGAUAGGGAGUGGAAGACGCUAUUACGAAAAUAUAUGCCUGACUAUAGUGCAGCGCGUGAAUUCUGGCUGGAUUAUUAUUAUCUCUGCAGGAAUCCAAAACAUGAAAGAGCGACGAGAUUUAUCGAGGAGGCAAACAAUGAGAGCCUGUAG
Aspergillus thermomutatus is the source of this 870-nucleotide messenger RNA. RefSeq lists its product as uncharacterized. The coding region runs from base 1 to 870 and encodes 289 amino acids. The record is from RefSeq and is a predicted model, not a curated record. Lineage: Eukaryota; Fungi; Ascomycota; Eurotiomycetes; Eurotiales; Aspergillaceae. The transcript has a single exon.